AUGAAAACGACAAAGCUUGUGAUAAAACUACAUGUGCUGGUGAUUUUUGAACUUCAGGUAGACAUCAUCCACCUGAACGUCAAAGGUCGUCUGGCUGGAUCCCAAGGUCGUGGACCAGAAAUAGCUCACCGGCCUGGACCCGAAUUUCACGUCCCAGGUCUUUCACCUCUACCUAGAGAGGGCUGUCGACAGACUUCGGUGCUGGCUUCCCACGACUGGCUCCCAAAUGCACAGAUCAGCGCAGCGCCAAGAAAGACUCCACUUCAUUUUCUCGUCAUCACCCUGAAGCAGCACGAGAGGAGAGGCGGGGCUAAAGGGAUCAAACUGUUUGAAAAGCACACACCUUUUGAAGGACGCUUCUCAUCUCUCAUCAGAAAGCAGGUGGAGAAGGUGGAGCUGCACCCUGUCAUCCUUCAGGGUCAGUCGUCAGGCUCAGCAUCAAGUCGAAGCAACAACAAAGCAAAAGCUAAAAAACAUCUGGUGAAACAUCUGCCAGAUAAUGAGCUGAGCAAAGACGAGGUCAUCCCUGAAAUCCUUCAGCAGAGUGAGUCCGUCACACCGAUCAGAUCACGUGGACAGAUUGCAUCUUCAUCAAUCGCAGGUCACCCCAGGUUCUUUAACCAGCUCUCCACCGGAUUAGAUAUUGUGGGGUUGGCAGGAGAGUGGCUUACAUCUACAGCCAACACUAAUAUGUUCACCUACGAGAUCGCCCCCGUUUUUGUGCUAAUGGAGCAGCUGACUCUGAAAAAAAUGAGAGAGAUUGUUGGCUGGCCAGAUGGAGAGGGUGAUGGGAUAUUUUCUCCAGGAGGAGCAAUUUCCAACAUGUACAGUGUGAUGAUUGCCAGAUACAAGUUCUUCCCAGAAGUGAAGACCAAAGGCAUGGCAGCUGCACCCAGACUGGUCCUCUUCACCUCAGAGCAUAGCCACUACUCCAUCAAGAAAGCAAGCGCAGCUCUGGGCUUCGGAACAGAGAACCUGAUCCUUUUGAACACAGAUGAAAGAGGGAGAGUCAUUCCUGCUGACUUAGAAGCCAAAGUAAUAGAGGCCAAGCGAAAGGGGUAUGUUCCACUGUUUGUGACUGCCACCGCUGGUACCACCGUCUACGGAGCCUUUGAUCCCAUCAAUGAAAUUGCCGACAUCUGUGAAAAGUACAAUAUGUGGCUUCAUGUGGAUGGUGCGUGGGGAGGAGGUUUGCUGAUGUCCAGGAAACACAGACACAAGCUGAAUGGAGUGGAGAGGGCCAACUCAGUCACCUGGAACCCUCACAAGAUGAUGGGAGUGCCACUGCAGUGCUCUGCCAUUCUAGUCAGAGAGCGGGGACUGUUACAAGGCUGCAACUCUAUGUGUGCUGGAUACCUCUUCCAGCCAGACAAACAGUACGACGUUACAUACGACACCGGUGACAAAGCCAUUCAGUGUGGGCGGCAUGUCGAUAUCUUCAAGUUCUGGCUGAUGUGGAAGGCAAAGGGAACAGUAGGAUUUGAGCAGCAUAUUGAUAAGUGCCUGGAUCUGUCAGCCUACCUCUACAAUAAAAUCAAAAACAGAGAGGGAUUCAAGAUGGUGUUCAAAGGAGAGCCGCAGCACACUAAUGUCUGCUUCUGGUACAUUCCACCGAGCCUGCGCAGUUUACCUGAUGGUGAAGAGAGACGUCAGAGGUUGCACAAGGUGGCUCCGAAGAUCAAAGCAAUGAUGAUGGAGUCUGGCACUACGAUGGUGGGUUACCAGCCACAAGGAGAUAAGGUCAACUUCUUUCGCAUGGUCAUCUCCAACCCUGCCGCCACCAGGUCAGACAUCGAUUUCCUGGUCGAGGAGAUUGAGCGACUGGGGCAUGACUUGUAAGAGUCAUACCUGUAUUUUUUUUUCUUAACAUUUUGUCUUUUCCAACUCUGGAGAGACUCAGGCUUGGCUUCGUAUCCCGUCUAUUUCCUCAAGACAUAUAGAGAUGUUGCUUAUGGGUCUUUUCUGCUAAUGCACAACAAAUAAUAACGCCAUGCCCUGUGUGUUUCUGUCUCUUGUCUUUUGCAACCGUGACAUAUACUUAACAUAUUUGCACAACAGGUUCUCUGAGUGAAAAGGUUUAAGCACAGUGGUAUUCUUGAUAAAAAACAUACAUGAAGAGGAGAUGAAGCUGAGUUUAACAUGGGUUACUUUUUCAAUGAAAUAUGCAAUAGCAAGAAUGUCUGAACACUUGAUGAUUCUGUAUAUAGCUGCUAUGAAAAAUGAAAGACUGGUCAGGAUCUAAAAUUUAAAUAUUUUUUUCACAGAUGACAGUUCGGGGCGCUAUAUAGUAUAUAUGUACUAUAUGUGAUAACUAUCAUUCGAUAAAAGGUAAAUAUUAAGACAGUUGCACCAUGACAUUUUAGCUAAUAUUUCCCUUUGAUAUACACAAGUGGGAAUAUAUAUAACACAGUCACUGUAACAGGUUCUGUACUUGGUUGCUGUGUUUUUAGAAUUUUUUGUGUAGAUUGUGUAAAGUACUGUUACAUUGCCUUUGUGCCAAAUGUGUCCUAGUUUUACAGUGAGAAAAUCCUAUAUGUAAAUCAACCAUAUGUUAUGUGGUAGCUACAUGACUUUAUUUAUAUUGAGAGAUUAUAAUUGUGAAUAGGUUGUCUGCUAUUUGUAACCUACCUUCCUUCCUUUUUGGGAAACGCUGCUGUAUUAUAUCGCAAUGUUUUGAAUAACAGUCAUGUCUUUUAGUGUAUUUGUGAACCAAAGAAGAGUUAUGAAUAUGUACAUGUCCCUUGUUCUCCCUUACAGAGAGACUCAGAUGUUUAUAUAAGAGUACUUCAUUUAAUGCCUUUAACUUUAGUGCAAUCAGUGUUGUGUAACCGUGCAAUGUCAUUGUGAUUCACUGACUGGCAGUGUGGCCACUACUGCCGGUGCUUUGUUAAUGAUAAAAAAGCACAAUGCUAAACCUUGAUCGUGGGGCAGCUUUGAUUCGAGGGACACAUGAUUGUCUGUAUUAUAAUGUGUGGAGUGGAGUAAAAGUAUAAUAUGCAAACUUUUGUCUGUCUGAACGUCGUCGCCAUAGGAAUGUUUUUGUGUUGAGAAAUGGGGAUUGUUUAUGUUUUGCCUGAACAAUGAAGUGCACAGUGUUUGCUACUAUAACAAGCCUUAUUAAACAACUGUACACUCCCGAAUUAGAGGGACGCAAUGUCUCUUGUCAUAUUCAAUGUAAGUACUUUGGCAAAUCAUUUGCAAAGUAUUACUGGUGUAUCUACAAGGCUAAUAAAAACACAAGCUUUAGGGUGUCUGUGAU
This is a messenger RNA of Haplochromis burtoni (Burton's mouthbrooder), 3259 nucleotides long. Its product is annotated as glutamate decarboxylase 1. Gene Ontology annotation, biological process: GABA biosynthetic process. NCBI's taxonomy places the organism in Eukaryota, Metazoa, Chordata, Actinopteri, Cichliformes, Cichlidae. The record is from RefSeq and is a predicted model, not a curated record. The transcript has 17 exons. The coding region runs from base 1 to 1839 and encodes 612 amino acids. Gene Ontology annotation, molecular function: glutamate decarboxylase activity; pyridoxal phosphate binding. Gene Ontology annotation, cellular component: presynaptic active zone; cytoplasm.